Molecule: messenger RNA, 3449 nt
Organism: Electrophorus electricus (electric eel)
Lineage: Eukaryota; Metazoa; Chordata; Actinopteri; Gymnotiformes; Gymnotidae
Gene: camkva
Product: CaM kinase-like vesicle-associated a
Biological process (GO): protein phosphorylation
Molecular function (GO): protein kinase activity; ATP binding
Source: RefSeq, a predicted model, not a curated record
CAGAGACAGAGAGAGGCGUGCUACUCGCCCUUUGCGCACAUUUCACAGUCGAAGUUGGUUUGUGAGGUGCGUCACCGAUUGAAUUAUAGUUCGGAAUAUUUCUUUAAUUUCCAUACAUUAAUCCCAUGGUUUAAAUCUAAGGAGCUCCUCAGGAGAGAAGACCACAGGAUAACACUGCGCGCGGAUAGACUAAAUCCACUUACAUCGAGAUUUGCAAGUAAUCUGGACCAGCGCAGCCAUGCCAUUUGGCUGUUUGACCUUUGGGGAGAAGAAGGAUUACAACAGUCCUUCUGAGGUCACUGAUAAAUAUGACCUUGGACAGGUAGUAAAAUCGGAGGAGUUUUGUGAGAUCUUUCGGGCGAAAGACAAGAACACACAAAAAAUGUACACCUGCAAGAAAUUCCUGAAAAAAGAUGGGAGAAAAGUGCGGAAGGCUGCCAAGAAUGAGAUCCUCAUCUUAAAAAUGGUGAAGCAUCAUAACAUCCUCCAGCUGGUCGAUGUCUUUGAGACAAGAAAAGAGUACUUCCUCUUCCUGGAACUAGCCACAGGCAGAGAGGUGUUUGACUGGAUCCUGGACCAGGGCUACUACUCAGAGCGUGACACCAGCAAUGUGAUCAGACAAGUGCUGGAGGCUGUGGCUUACCUCCACUCUCUCCGCAUCGUGCACAGAAACCUGAAGCUGGAAAAUCUUGUUUACUACAAUCGUCUGAAGCACUCUAAAAUUGUCAUUAGUGAUUUUCACCUGGCCAGACUGGAGAACGGUCUCAUUAAAGAGCCAUGUGGCACUCCAGAGUACCUGGCACCAGAGGUAGUUGGCAGACAAAGAUAUGGCAGACCAGUGGACUGCUGGGCCAUUGGAGUAGUCAUGUACAUCCUACUGUCAGGAAACCCUCCUUUUUAUGAUGAGGCAGAUGAUGAUGAUUAUGACAGUCACGACAAAAACCUGUUCCGGAAAAUUCUUUCAGGAGACUAUGAGUUUGACUCACCCUACUGGGAUGACAUCUCUGAUUCUGCUAAAAGCUUAGUUGCAUCCUUAAUGGAAGUGGACCAGGACCAAAGACUUACUGCACAGGAGGCUAUCAACCAUGAAUGGAUAUCUGGAAAUGCUGCUUCAGACAAGAACAUCAAGGAUGGUGUGUGUGCUCAGAUUGAAAAGAACUUUGCCAAAGCUAAAUGGAAGAAAGCAGUUCGAGUGACCACUUUAAUGAAGAGGCUGCGAGCACCAGACCAGAGUGACUCUGGGGCCUCCAGUCCAGCCCCGGAGGCCUCGGCAGGGCCCGUCACUCCCAACAUCACACCUCUUCCUGUGGCUGCCACUCCUGAGCCCUCCCACACCUCCCUGGAGGUCCAGGGUGCAAGAGCGGAGGAUACCACUAAUGUGGCUCGGUGUAAUGGAGAGAUGCUGUCCCCUCCACAGCUCAACAUGGAGACAAGGGAGGAGCAGAACGGCUAAUGGGCGAUACAUGCAGAUGUACGCAAACACACACACUGUACAUAGGAAGACACACUGAAAGCUAAUGGCCAGGCCUAGCUAUAAUGUUACCCACAUCCAUUACAUUUGUGAAAAUCCUUCCCUUUUUAGUUCGCUUCCUGCAUAAAGUUUUGAGUUGCUAAUAUUUGCUUAGAAAAUUACUUGUAAUAUUGAUAAAAUUAUAAGAUUUAUGUGUUUCUAUUAAAAAAAGAACAGAUUAUUUAGCAUUUUAACAAAAGGUGUUUUCAAUCAUGAGGAAUGUGUUACUCUUUGUCCUAUCAUAUAUACUACUCGCAGCAACAAAAUAUUUUUAGCUAACAAGCAAAAACCUUAGGCCAGUCCAUUCAAUUACCAAUGAAUAUAAUUUAUUUUAGGUUUUGUUGACAUCUAGCUGUUUUUAAAUGUUAAAGCGAACAUUACUUAGUAAGCAAAUCAUAGACAAAGGUAAAUGUUAAGUGCUUGCCUGCUUAAAUUUAAUCUUAAUUGUACUAUGAUACUGCAAGAAAUGGAAUUCCUCAGUGAGUUCAUAUAAACAUAUUUUCUUUCUAAAAUGCACAAUUUUAGAGUUGCCAGGUAAACUUUCUGUGGCAGCAUUUGAGCUAGUUCGAUCACCAUUUAACACCUAGUCAGUGUUCAUUAUGUGACUAUACAUAUAAACACAUUCAUAUUUUAAUGCAUUUACCAAGAGCCAUGCAAAAGUUUCCUUAGAAACAACAAGACAUGUCACUUAGCGACUGUAAUUUAAUGAUUUGAUUACUUUUAAGCAUAAAUGUAAAAAUUCUGCAUACCGCACCUUUAAUUGCCAGUAUUAUUAUACAUUUUUAUUGCUGUAUAAAUGCCAUUUAUUUUGUUCAUCUCAUAUUUAUGCCUUUCUCAGUGUCUUUAUGGCAUACCACCUAAAACAUUGCACAUCAACAUGUGCCCUAAACCUAUGACAAAUUCAUGGCUUUCAAAGAGGCCAGCUGUAAAUGCAUUUCUCACUGAAGAGAGGACUGCAUAAUAAAGAAAAUGUGCAUUUGUCCUGUUUGAUUUUGGUGUUUUGUAACGAAUUUAUGCUUUAGAAGGAAAAAUUUGUCUUCAUGUCUAUAUAUUUUCUCAAUUAUUUUAAAAGGCCUAAUUCAAUCAAUUCAGUUUACUAAUGAAAUUUUAAGACAUUUGCCAGCUCAAUAAAACAUGUCAUAGUACUUUUAACAUAAUGUAAGAUAACCAAGCAAAGAAUACUAACAUAAUAGUUGACACCAUCAUUGACCUGAUUGGUGGUUUCUCUACCAUUGAACCAAGUAUUUUUUACUUGGGUCAAAUACACAAUGAUUUCAGAGUGAUACUUGGUUUGAUUGAAUUUGACCAUAAAUCUGUGUUUUAUAGACGUGAACUGUAGAUGUAUGUACUGUAUUUUACAGAGCACUUCAUAAUAUACGGAAUACAGUAGGUGUUGUGUAUUUUACUAGUAAAAAAAGCCCAUCACUGGGUUGUUAAUGAAUUCUGUUUAAUGUACAGUACAAACUGAGCAAUAUCUCUAUUGCUGUGAUACUGUGAAACUGCCAUACUGUUGAUGUAGAGGGUCACUUGCCAUUUCAUUCAGAUCGUUUCUGGCAAGCUCAGCUUUCCUUCUUAAUUGUACAUUAAGAUAUAAAACAUUUCACAGUUGGUUGUACAAUAUGAACUUAAAACAUUUCACAGUGAUUUUAUUUUGAUUAUGUUUCCCUCAGAAUCAAAUUCAUUCCACAGUUGCAAAAACAAUGGAUCGGUAAUGAUGUGGCCAUUUUAUUUGGUCACUAGUUUUGGUCAGGAUAUUUAUUUUCUUGUUGGCUAUGAUUUCAGAUGCUUAGUUUUUCAUACUUUAUUUUAAUCUACACUGAGUCUAUCUUCUUUAUGUACACAGUGAUUUUAAAGCACUUUCAAAACCAUAUUCAUUUUAUAUGUAUCAUGUCUGUGAUUAAAUUGCAUCUUAAAUAAAGGAACUGCUUAAGUGUUCAGU